AAUUGCCGCGUGCGGUUUUUGUUUAUAAAUACAAUUGGACCAACUGACGAAAUUCCCAGUUAAUAUCAAACUGACAAUUGGCCACAAGUUAAUCAUUAUAAACAACAAGGAUGCCCGUGAUCGAGGGCAAGGAUCUUGUGCAGCUGCAGCGCCGCCAGCAACAGGUGCGCAACAUCUGCAUCUUGGCCCAUGUGGAUCAUGGCAAGACAACACUGGCCGACUCACUGGUGGCCAGCAACGGCAUCAUUUCCCAACGGAUGGCGGGUAAGCUGCGCUACCUGGACAAUCGGGCGGAUGAGCAGGAGCGUGGAAUCACCAUGAAGAGCAGCAGCAUUUCUCUGUAUUACCAGGAAGCGGAGAAUACUGAUGGAAAUCAGGAUUUCCUCAUCAAUCUCAUUGAUUCCCCCGGACAUGUGGACUUCUCCAGCGAGGUGUCCACCGCUGUGAGGCUAUGCGAUGGCGCCAUCGUUGUGGUUGAUGUGGUGGAAGGUGUGGGCCCGCAAACUCGCGCCUGCUUAAAGCAAAUCUACGAGGAGCAAUUGAAGCCGGUCCUGGUGCUGAACAAGCUGGAUCGUCUGAUCCUAGAGAAGCAACUGGAUCCCCUGGAUGCCUAUUUUCAUUUAACUCAAGUUCUGGAGCAAGUCAAUGCGGUUUUGGGCAGCAUUUUCGCUUCGGAUAUUUUGGCCAGGGAGGAUAUUACCAAAAAGGACAACUAUGAAUCUGCCCUGGAGGAAGUGGACGACUCGGAUCUGUACUUUUCGCCCAGCUCUGGUAACGUCAUCUUCUGCUCCGCCUACGAUGGCUGGGCCUUCUCCGUCCGAGACUUUGCCGCCAUGUAUGCCAAGCGUUUGGAAAUGAAAAGAGAAGACCUGGAGCAGGUGCUGUGGGGUGACUUUUAUUACAACUCCAAGAAAAAGGAAGCUAUGCCGGGUGCCCAGGAGAAGGCCAAAAAGCCCAUGUUUGUGCAGUUUGUGCUGGAGAACAUCUGGAGCCUGUACGACAUCAUAGCCAUCAGAAAGGAUAAGGACAAGCUGCCUGGCAUAGCUGAGAAGUUGGGACUCAAGCUGGCUGUUAGAGAUUUGCGCUUGAAUGAUCCCAAAUUACAAAUCAAGGCAGUGCUUGGACAGUGGCUCCCCAUUGAUAGGAGUGUCCUGCACAUGGUCGUGGCCCACGUUCCGCCGCCGCACAAAAUCAGCGAGGAGAGAGCCCAGAGAUUACUCUACCCCGCAAAUGUGGAACUAAAUUCGCUGCCUCUAGAAACCCUGAAGCUUAAGGAGAGCUUUACCAGCUGCGAUGCCGGUAGCUCCAAUGUCAUUGCCUUCGUGUCCAAGAUGACUCCCGUGCAUGUAACCCAACUGCCUCAAAAUAGACCCAAGAGACUGACCGACCAAGAGCUGCAGCAGCGCAGGGACGAAGUACGUCGCCGGAUUGAAGAGCGAAAGCAGCAAACUGAACAAACUGAGCUGGAGAAGAUUACCCAGGGUGUGGAGCAGCUGAGCUCUCAGACGGAGGUUGCCAAGAAGGAGGCAUCCGAACCGGAGGCAGAACCCAACGAGUACGUGUUCAUAGCCUUUGCCAGAGUCUUCAGUGGCACCUUGAAGCGCGGCAUGCAGCUGUUCAAUCUCUCGCCUAAACACGAUCCUCGCCAGCCCACGCAUCGCAAAGAGGAUGAGGCUCCCUAUGCCAGUCGUGUGACCAUAGGCGAUCUUUACAUGUUCAUGGGUGGGGAACUGCAGCUUCUGGAUGAAGUACCCGCGGGAAAUAUCGUUGGAAUCGGUGGUUUGGAAUCCCACAUUGUUAAGACAGCCACCUUGAGCAGCAGCUUGGAUUGUACUUCCUUCAGUGAACUCAGCAUCAUGGCCACGCCCAUCCUCCGAGUGGCCAUUGAACCCGUUCAGCCGCAGGAUAUGCCCAAGCUGGUCAAAGGCUUAAAGCUUCUAAACCAAGCUGAUGCCUGUGUCCAGGUGUCUGUGGCCACGACGGGUGAACACGUGAUUACCACUCUCGGUGAGGUGCAUGUGGAAAAGUGUGUCCAUGAUCUGGAACAGAGCUAUGCCAAGAUCAAGGUAAAUGUGUCCAAGCCGAUAGUGUCCUUCAGGGAAACAAUUGUUCCAGCUGCCACCGUGGAUAUGGUAAAUGAGGCCAUUGUUAAGACCGCGGAGGACAAGGAUGUGAGCAAGAAAAUAGCUGUCCAGCAGACAUUAAACAAACUGGGCACGCUCAAGGUGAUAGCGGUGCCCCUGCCGGUGGAGGCAGUGGAGCUUCUGGAAAAGCAUUCAGAUUUUUUCAAGGAACUAUCUGCAAUUCCCCGGAACCAACUGCUCUCGGAGAAGUGGACAACACUGCUGGCCUCCAUUAAGCUGAAGCUGAUUGAUGCUCUCCAGGAUCUCCAGCUGUUCGGCUUGAGUUCUCUCUCCCCUGCAGAGCUUGUGGAUCGAGUCUGGGCUCUGGGUCCUCGAAAUUGUGGCACCAAUAUUCUGCUCAACCUGAGUGACUAUGAGCAACCGGACUUUUGGUCAAGCCAUGCCAAGGCUUCGGAUACGGAAAUUCGUUCUGCUAGUGAUCCUCGCAAGGAUUUUAAUAGUUCCUUGGUGAAUGGCUUUCAAUUGACUUCGGGAGCAGGUCCACUAUGCGAGGAGCCCAUGCAGGGCGUGUGCUUUGCCGUUCUCGAGUGGUCCAUUCAGUCGGAGGGAGAGGAUUUGAAUGCCAGGGGUCCCUUUUCGGGACAAGUCUUGACUGCUGCCAAAGAAGUGUGUCGUCAGGCUUUUCAGAAUCAACCGCAGAGAUUGGUUACUCCCAUGUACAGCUGUAAUAUUGUGGUUAAUGCGGAAAUGUUGGGUAAAAUGUACGCUGUAAUUGGCCGAAGGCAUGGCAAAAUCCUCUCCGGUGAUUUGACCCAAGGAAGCGGCAACUUCGCGGUCACCUGUCUGCUGCCAGUGAUCGAGUCGUUCAACUUUGCCCAGGAGAUGCGAAAGCAGACAUCUGGCCUGGCCUGUCCCCAGCUCAUGUUCAGCCACUGGGAGGUGAUCGACAUCGAUCCCUUCUGGCUGCCCACCACCGAGGAGGAGCUGAUGCAUUUCGGCGAGAAGGCGGACUCUGCAAACAGGGCCAAAGUCUAUAUGGACAGUGUUCGACGGAGAAAGGGACUCUUCGUAGACGAGCAGGUGGUGGAGCAUGCGGAGAAGCAGCGCACCCUCUCCAAGAACAAGUGAUUUGUGAGUUAAAUUGGAUUUGUUUUCAGUCUGGGAAUAAAUAUAAUUAAAAAAGG
Molecule: messenger RNA, 3268 nt
Organism: Drosophila kikkawai
Lineage: Eukaryota; Metazoa; Arthropoda; Insecta; Diptera; Drosophilidae
Product: elongation factor-like GTPase 1
Biological process (GO): cytosolic ribosome assembly
Cellular component (GO): cytosol; ribonucleoprotein complex
Molecular function (GO): GTP binding; ribosome binding; GTPase activity
Source: RefSeq, a predicted model, not a curated record